UUUCAGACACCUCCGUUUCUAAUUAUUUUUUUAUCAAAAAUGAGUCUUUCAAAUCUCCCUAAUAUUUCUUCAGAUCCUUUAAACCUGCUCAACGUUGAUCAAAAAACUAAUUUACUUUCAGACCCAGUUCGUGUUGCCGAAUUUUCUUUGGAUAACAACCGUCGUCCUGUUCUCGGCCGUUCCAAGGCUCGUUAUUUUUAUGAGGCCGUUGUAGCCAAAGGGAAGAAAAUGCCAAUUAAAGCAAAAUUGUCUGAUGGUUACAACCAAGAUAUAAUUAAAGAAAGGGAGGAUGACGGGCUUAUUUUUUUGACUCGUUGGAUUUCUUCUUUGGCCCCUCCAAAUAGUAUUUUAAAAGAGAUAAUUCAUGACUGCGAUUUUGUUAUUUGCCGUGGAACUCUUUUACGUUUGAUGACUUCCUGUUAUGAUUCUAUUCCUCAUUCUGUGGGUAUGAAACUUGUUUGCUGCAAAUUAAAAGGCGUUUAUUUCAUUCGUGAAUAUUACACCCCAACUAGAAUUGAAAAAGAAGUAAAUAUGAUUGAUAGACAUAAUCGAAUGUGUUAUGAAGCCCACAAAUUUAAACAGCUUGUUACUACAAAAGGACAGGGAAAAAGGCCUGAUUUUAAAGAAACUGUUUGUGUUAAACCCGAUUUUAUUGGGGUUUUUAAAGGUUUGGAAAUUUUAUUUUUGUCGGGUUUCCGCUUUAUUUUGUCAUUUUAUAGGUUAAAUAUAGGGUUCCUCACGAGCGGUUUUAAAACCGAAAAUUUUGAUAUUUUUUUGCCAAAAAUUAACCGUUUUUACAAAAUUUAA
Molecule: messenger RNA, 807 nt
Organism: Meloidogyne enterolobii
Lineage: Eukaryota; Metazoa; Nematoda; Chromadorea; Rhabditida; Meloidogynidae
Source: the annotation of a GenBank genome assembly